Coccidioides posadasii C735 delta SOWgp is the source of this 1351-nucleotide messenger RNA. RefSeq lists its product as uncharacterized. The record is from RefSeq and is a predicted model, not a curated record. Lineage: Eukaryota; Fungi; Ascomycota; Eurotiomycetes; Onygenales; Onygenaceae. Gene Ontology annotation, cellular component: mitochondrion. Gene Ontology annotation, molecular function: (3R)-hydroxyacyl-[acyl-carrier-protein] dehydratase activity.
GCUGAGUAAAGUUACGCUGCAAAGAAACUCGCUUUUUGGUGAAUGCGGCGGACUGAGCAGGGCAGUCUGUGGUACAAGUAUAGCGGGAACUCUCGCAUCCGCUUCACUGACCGAGGCCAAUUCACUAAUCACCGAGGCCGGAUCAAAAUAAUUAACUAUUGCACCACGGUAGAUUCCGAUGACGACUCCAAAGAGUGAGGACAAAACCAUGAGCCAGAUUGUCCGAAGAAAUGGCCCGGCGUGGCUCAAUGGCCUCCCCAGUCACAACAGUCGCCAAUAUGCGACAUCACCGUUGUUGUCACGGCUCGAAGAAACACUUAUAGGCCAACGCCUAUUUCUCAGCUACGACUAUCUCUCCCCGCAGCCUUCCCAUCUUCUGCGCGUGUCCCUCGCCGAUUUCUUGCCUUUCUCUCAAUCCAAUCCAUUCGCAAAGGAUGUGAAGAAACUCGCCCUCCCUUCAAUCCUCGAACCUGGGCAUAUGCCCCGGGGACAUCAUCUUGUUUAUUUCCCACCGCAACUUCCCUCGUCCCAGCUGGUACCGGACGGGUGCGAUGUAUUGCAUUCCCCCGGGGCCCCUUUCAAUCGCCGAAUGUGGGCUGGAGGCUCUGUUCGAUUUCGCGAUCUCAACGGAGGGCCGCUUUUGAACUGCCAAAGGGCCGUAUGCGUUGAAGGGGUUAGAGACGUGCGCGUCACAGGAAAGGAGGGCGAAGAGAAAGUCUUUGUCGGAAUUGAAAGACGGGUGGCCAUCCUUGGAGAGAAGGAGAAGGAGGAAGAUAUAAAGAGUAGAAUAUGGACUGAAAACGAAGAAGAGUGGGGAGAUAGCACUGUGAUCGAGAAAAGAAAUUUAGUGUUUAUGCGGGAUAAGACCCCGGAGCAGCUUCGCGCAGAGAAAACCGAUGGAAACCAGCAAAAAAAGAUUCUUCGAGCUCCGGCAAAUCCAACUUUUCGCCAUACGCUCACUCCAUCUCGCGCUCUUCUCUUCCGCUUUUCCGCACUGACAUUUAACGCCCACUCAAUUCAUCUCGACCGUGACUAUGCUCGCAAUACAGAAGGCUACGAAGAUCUGCUCGUCCAUGGGCCUCUGACGCUCACAUUGAUGCUGACACUCCUCCAAGACCAUCUCAGCGAAUCUAGACAAGCAAUUUCAGCAAUCGAAUAUCGGAACCUGGCUCCUAUUCUAGUUGAACAACCGCUGACUGUGUGCGCAAAGCCGAAAGAACCGGCCUGUCGCGGCUUGUGGGAUGUUUGGAUUGAGCGCAACGACGGUGGAUUAGCGGUCAAAGGGACGAUCCAGACGAAACCAUUUGGAAAACACGACGAGAACCCUGCUGCUACCAUUUCGAGGUUGUAA